This is a messenger RNA of Argiope bruennichi, 1785 nucleotides long. It is a transcript of the gene Nprl2, whose product is annotated as GATOR complex protein NPRL2-like. Gene Ontology annotation, molecular function: GTPase activator activity. The coding region runs from base 144 to 1334 and encodes 396 amino acids. The record is from RefSeq and is a predicted model, not a curated record. Lineage: Eukaryota; Metazoa; Arthropoda; Arachnida; Araneae; Araneidae. Gene Ontology annotation, cellular component: vacuolar membrane; GATOR1 complex. Gene Ontology annotation, biological process: cellular response to amino acid starvation; positive regulation of autophagy; negative regulation of TORC1 signaling. The transcript is spliced from 11 exons.
UUAUUUUUCGAUUUCUUACCAGAAGAAAACACUUUUACCAGCAAAAAAUACCUUUGUUAAUAGUUUUUAUUUAUUUGUUUAAUUUUGAAGUAAAUACAAUUUUUUUAUUAAUAAUACAGUUUUAUCUAUAAAAAUAUAAUCCAAUGUCGCGAGCGAAAGCGAAUAUUGGAGAAAGUUCGAUUAAAUGUAUAUUUUAUAGUGAGUUUCAUCACACCACUGGACCUAAAAUCACAUUUCAGGUUCCUGUUGACUAUGUUUCCAAAGAAUUAUUUGAUUCCUAUGUGUGCUAUAUUAUACCCAAAGAAGAACUUCAAAGAAAACUUAUUACAGUGAAUGCUCGAAAAGGAAAAAUCAUAGGAUAUCCAAUACAUAUUGAAAAUGCCAAAUAUCCUAGGAAUAGGUUGAUCUUUAACCUUUGUUUUGUUUGUGAUGCAUCAAAACGUACUAUGCAAUAUGAGCCAAUAGUACGGAAAUUAGCAAAUUAUUUAGUCAAGCUAGAACUAGAAGAUGAAUUUUUAUUUCAAGAACAUACAAAAGCUCAAUUACCUUCCAUUAUGGUUAAAAUCAGAGAAGAGCUUAACAGAACAGGAAAGUGUUCUAUUCCUAUUAAUGCUUCAAAUACAAUAUUUCUGAACGUAAUCAGAGUGUAUCCAAUGCCUCCUCAAGUAAUGGAUCAAGAUGUUCCUAUAUUUACCGAACGGAAAUUUCCAGUUCCACCAUCAGAUUGGGAUAUAACCAUGCAACAGUGGGAUUUGACUGUAAUGCUGAUUUUGCCAUACAUAGAUGGUUUUAGGCAUGUAGCUAAAAUUGCUGUAGAAGCUGGUGUUGAAAUUCAUCUUGUGAAAGCAUUUAUACAGAAUAUGGUUUACUAUGGUGUAGUUACCUUAAUCCCAAUAUUUAUGUAUUCCAAUGUGUAUAUCCCUACACCAAAAUUGAAUGAAUUGGCUGAUAAUUGUAAACUGCAAGAAGAGUGUGUUCAGUAUGUUGCUCGUCAAGGUUGCCAUAAACCUUUUUUUAGAUCUAUAUUCAUGUUAUACUGUCAGCUAACACCACAAACAAAUGUUAAAACUCUUUGCUUACGUAAUAAUCCUCGUGCUUCAGGAAUUGAUGAAAGGAAACUUAUACAGUUUGGACUGAUGAAAGGUAUUAUUAGACAGCUUCAGAAAUAUCCAAUCCAAAUUUCUUCAGAUUCUCAUGUAAAGCAUAGAUCUUUGUUAAAAUAUUUCAAUGGCCAUUAUAGCUUUGAAGAAAUAUGUUGUAAAACAGGAUUAAGCUAUCAGGAUCUAGAUGAACGAGUUGAAAAAGAUCAGCAUGUUGUUAUAUGCUGGAAGUAAUAAUAUAUAUUUUGAACUUAUAGAGUAAGACCUGAAGCAAUGGAGAGAUAUAUAAUGUUGCUGCAGUUUGUAUUAUAUACUAGUAUUUUAUUAGAUUUGGCAUUUGAUAUUUAAAUAAAAUGUAAAUGAAAAAUUUAAAUCAAAUUCAAUUUUCUUAAAAAAAGAUAAAUAAUGAUAUUUGUUUAUUUCAGUAUGAAUGGAAAAAUGUUAUUUGAUUGUCUUUUUGUAAGCAUGUUAUUUUUUUAAAAUACAUAAUGUUUAACUAAGAAUUAAAUGUUAACUUUUUAAAUAUAUUACUGUUGAAUUUUUUUCAAAUAUUUAUUACAACUUGAUUAAUGUACAAAUAUGAAUAGAUAUUUAUUUUUGUGUCUGAUUGUUUAAAGUUUUGUUUUUGAAAGUGGAAUUCCUAAAAGAAAUGUUUUUCGACAUCUUUUCAGAAAUUUUUCAUGUA